Lingula anatina is the source of this 1717-nucleotide messenger RNA. RefSeq lists its product as uncharacterized. NCBI's taxonomy places the organism in Eukaryota, Metazoa, Brachiopoda, Lingulata, Lingulida, Lingulidae. The record is from RefSeq and is a predicted model, not a curated record.
UUCAUGUGACUAUAAGUACUACUGGGUGUGUUUGCUGUGCCAUAUUUGUUAUUCUUUUUUAUUGUCAUUUCUAGGUCACGCCGAGGAGACGCUCAGUAACAUAGACGCAUACCUUUGACACAGUAAAGUAGAUCUGGCAAAUUAAAGAGAGAGAGAGAGAGAUAUGGAAACAAGUCCAGAACAUCUGUCGCUGAUAAUUGCCCCUCCAGUGGCGGGAGGGGUCGUACUGGCUGUCGUGGUUGUCGUUAUUGUUUUUUGCAGGCGGCGGUGUAGAAAGCAGGAUAUAGACAGGAGUGUGAAAAAACAAGGCAACGAAAUCACAGGUGGUGUGAGAUAUGAGAAGAAAACGGGCAUCGAAAACGUGGCAAUGGAUUACGAUUCAACAGCUCAAUUAACGGCGAGCGAGAGAAAUGACGGAAGGAAGAAUGAAAUUCUUAAAGGCAAGGCUUCGCAAAACCAUACUCCAUCUACCGGUGAGUACCUCCACUUCGCUGACAGCGGUUCAUCCCUGAAGCAGCACAUGUAUGGCAAUGUCAGUGUGACAAUGGACAACUCCUUACGGUCCUCAUCGGGCGUCAUAGACACAUAUCAGGUGGGACCUGCAUUGACGCCACACGAUUCCAAUUAUUCUCAAUUCAUGACGUCAUCAUGCCACAGUUAUGUGAACACAAAACAGAAGGGGGAAGGCACAAACAGUGAGACGCGUGGUUCAAGCGAGAGUGCAGAUUAUACGUAUGCCUGGCCUACUUUUUCUAUUAAGAAGGGUAAAGAUGUGCCUUUAACGAACUAUGGGACCUAUGAAGAUGUUGGAACCAGUGGGUCAAAUCUUUCUCGCAAGAAGUGAUAGCUUGUUGCUUAUGCAAAGUGAUCUCAGGUCAUUCAACGUGUUGUUAUUUUCAGAUAUCACCUUUUUAUUUACAUUAAAUUAAUGUGCUUUAUUAUAGUGCGUAAUGCCUUGAUAUAUAAAACACAAACAGCCCAUGUGACUUAUCAUUCUGAUUACGAUAAUUAAAAUGAAUGUGGUUGUGUCUUAUAUCUUACUUUGCGUGCAAUUCAACUAAUAACUGUUAGACUGACCCCCUCCUCCCCCAAAAAAUUAUAAUAAAUAAAUUAUUAGAAAAAAAAAGAAAAAAAAUACGCAGUUUAUUAUAAAAAAAAUGUCGCUGCAUUGCUUCAUCCAGGAUUCACGUCAUCAUCCGACGGAAACAAAUGAGAACUGUGAUCCCAAGCAAAAGUUGUCCAUAGCUUCGUGUAACAUAUGGGUUAUUAUUUUUUUACUCUUUUUGAGCAUAAGGGUAUAAAAAUACAGUAACAUUUUCACAGAAUGUUGUUCAGUGCAUCCACAAAAGGGACAAUUUGCAUAUUCCAUGUAUCCCUUUGAAGGAUUAUUUUUCUCGUUACCGUCGCUUUAACAUGCAAAAGUCCAUAUCAACUGCUUCGUGUAAUUCAAUCUGGAUCUAUCAAAAACAUUCAGUGAUUUGGAUUCUCUAUGUCGUAGCUUUUUUCACUCCUGCUUGAUGUGUCCAAAUGUAAUAAUGUAUACAAGUUGCAUAAACUAAAUAUACUGCUCGAGUCCUAUGAAAUUUAAUAUGAUUAGGGUAUAUUUACAUGUAGAUCAGUGCUGGUUCGUUUUUCUAUGAUCCAGUCAAAUACUUACGGCGAAAAAAAACCCUUUUUAGUGUCAGAUUAGAGAAACGAUGUUAUGCGCAUGUCGCAA